Phialemonium atrogriseum is the source of this 929-nucleotide messenger RNA. RefSeq names its product NAD(P)-binding Rossmann-fold containing protein-14. The record is from RefSeq and is a predicted model, not a curated record. The transcript is spliced from 3 exons. Gene Ontology annotation, molecular function: oxidoreductase activity, acting on the CH-OH group of donors, NAD or NADP as acceptor. The coding region runs from base 1 to 876 and encodes 291 amino acids. NCBI's taxonomy places the organism in Eukaryota, Fungi, Ascomycota, Sordariomycetes, Cephalothecales, Cephalothecaceae. Gene Ontology annotation, cellular component: cytoplasm.
AUGACGGUCGGAGAAUUCCCCUUGAACGGCAAGAUCGCGGUAGUGACAGGCGCAGGCUCUGGUAUCAAUCUUGCAUUUGCCAAAUUAGCCGAGCAAGGAGGCGCAAAGAUCGUGAUUGCGGAUCUCAAACUGACUGGUGAUGCCGAGGACUUCAUGAGGGUUUCAGAAGCCAAAGGCUCUGUAAUCUACGUCCACUGCGACGUAACCAAGAGGGCAGAUUUGGAAAACCUGGCCCAAGAGUCGGAGAAACAGUUUGGCGAUGUCCCAGACGUGUGGAUUGCUGGUGCAGGAGUCUUCGAACCUGCCUGGUCGAAUUUCUGGGACGAUACCGAACUCGACGGAUACAAACAGGUCGACAUCAAUGUCAACCAUCCAAUGAAACUCUCCAGGAUCGCGAUUAAGUCUCUGGUGAGAAAACGAAAACCAGGCGUAGUACUGGUGGUAGCAUCCCUGGCUGGCUAUCAAGGAGCCUUUUCAAGCCCUCUCUAUUGUGCUACGAAACAUGCCUGUGUGGGCUUUGUGAGAUCAAUGGCGGAGCUUGAUAGGAUUGAAAGGAUCAAAUUUGCCUUGAUCGCGCCAGGAUUUGUUCGCACGCCACUCUGGACUGACCACCCAGAGAAGAUGGCACAGUUUGGCUAUUCCUUGGAGAAUUCGGUCACCCCGGAAACAGUUGCGGCCAGGAUGAUUGAUUUGGUUACCAGCGCCAAAUACGUGGGCGGCAGCUGUUUGGAGGUCGCUGCAGGAGGAUCGCGCCUUCUAGGCACUUGGGAUGUCCCUGCACCAGAUGCUCGAGGCACAACAAUAGAUUCGGCAAUCCUGGAGGAGAACUAUAAGCCCAUAUUGGCAAAACUACAGACAGAGAGAGUAGCUCUGUGAAGAGCCACAAUCUGCUCCUGAAUGUUAUCUAUAGACAUUUCGGGCAAACAGCC